UGUCAGUUACUAUAUAUAAACGAAUCCGUGUUUGACAGAGGAACAGACUUGAUUAGCCGUGAUACCGACGACGACAAAUGUUCCCAGCUAACCGGAACUAGCGCGUCUUUACAAGACAGUACAGGAAGCACGAUUACAGGCUCGACUCGAGCCAACUAUCAACGUAAUUUCGAAGAUCGCGUGCUUCAUGGGCAGAGCGGUAAUCGCAGAUUUAGUUACAAAAAGAGAAAAUCCUGCAAUGGAAACGGAAUAUUUAGUGCCCCUGCAGGGGUCAGUCCCCAUCAUGUUAAAUCGUCGAUCAUACGACGCAAUACAAAUGGAUCUCCGUUAAUUUUCGUAUGGCCACAGAAACCACCUAGAAGCAGGUUGUUGAGAAUUUUAGCUCCUUUAAUGCACGGUAUUCUCAUCGGAUUCUUGUUUUUGGAUGCUGUUCACCUUUGGCCAGGAGAGUUUUUGCCUACGUCGUUACCCUCUGUAAUGCCUGUACCUUUACCGCCCGUCAAGUGUAAUGUGAUCGAACCACGUUGGUUCGACAACAGUUAGGAUCACUUCCUGAUCACUUCCCUCCUAUUCUUUAAAUUCAAAAUGAUACAGCGAAUCGUAAACGUAUUUGUAAAGAAAUUGAAAUAAAUGUAAAUGGUACCCACA
Megachile rotundata (alfalfa leafcutting bee) is the source of this 648-nucleotide messenger RNA. RefSeq lists its product as uncharacterized. NCBI's taxonomy places the organism in Eukaryota, Metazoa, Arthropoda, Insecta, Hymenoptera, Megachilidae. The record is from RefSeq and is a predicted model, not a curated record.